This is a messenger RNA of Aspergillus puulaauensis, 1749 nucleotides long. RefSeq lists its product as uncharacterized. The coding region runs from base 1 to 1749 and encodes 582 amino acids. NCBI's taxonomy places the organism in Eukaryota, Fungi, Ascomycota, Eurotiomycetes, Eurotiales, Aspergillaceae. The transcript has 5 exons. The record is from RefSeq and is a predicted model, not a curated record.
AUGGCCCAACUUCGUAUACUCCAGAUGCUGUGGCCAGUCCUCAUCUGCAUAACCCUGGUCGCAGUCCAAGCCAAACAACCGCCAGAAGCAACUAUUGAGAAUGGGACGUACGUUGGUAUCCAUAACAGCCAUUAUAACGUGGAUUACUUCCUCGGAAUCCCCUUCGCUCAGCCACCGGUUGGAGAUCUGCGAUUGGCACCACCAGCACCACUGAACUUAUCAUUUUCUGGUGUGCGUAAUGCCACAAGGAUGCAGCCAGCCUGUGUUCAGUUCUUGGCGGCAACCAUCGACCGCCCGAUAUCUGAGGACUGUCUGACUCUGAAUGUCUACAGACCAUCUGGCUAUGAUAACCAGACUCUCCCGGUUCUUGUUUGGAUCUACGGAGGGGGCUACGUGCAAGGGAGCAAUAGCGACCCCCGGUACAAUCUUACUUUCAUCUUGAACAACUCAAUCAAGAUGAACAAGCCAAUUAUUGCCGUCGCCAUUAACUACCGACUGAAUGGAUUUGGCUUCAUGGGAGGCCCUGUCAUCAGGGAGCAUGGCCUUGCAAACCUGGGGCUGCGCGACCAACGCCUCGCUCUGCACUGGAUUCAGGAGAACAUUCAUUCCUUUGGCGGCGAUCGUACAAAAGUCACCAUCUGGGGCCAGUCUGCCGGAGCAGGGAGCGUGGGAUCCCAGCUGCUGGCGUACGGAGGACGCGAUGACUCGCUAUUCCGGGCUGCAAUUGCAGACAGUGGCGGUCCUUUGGGAUUCCAAGGCCCAUCCAAGGAUGCACAACUGGACUCGUGGAACGCAGUCCUGAACCUCACUGGAUGUUUUGGCUCCCAACCCUUGGCCUGUUUGCGGGGAGUCAGUUCGACCAACUUCACCUCUGCAAUCAAUGCAUCUGGAGCCAGAUUCGGGCCAUUCUAUGAUGGUGACUUUCUUCAAGGAUACAGCUCUGCGCAACUAUCAAAAGGACAGUUCGUCAAAGUGCCGUUGCUGACCGGGAGUAACACGGACGAGGGCACCGGCUUUGCUGGGGAUUCACCAUAUAUAGGAGCCCUCCCAGAGACCUCUUAUCCGAACGAAAUGUCGUUCCUCGCCGUCGUCAAUGCUUCGAUCAUAGAUCCCUCAGCAGCAACAGCUCUGGCAGUCAUCUCAGCCCUGUAUCCUAACGUCCCAGCCAUCAACGCCCCCCACACCCACCACGGCCCGUUGAACGCGACCUUUGGAUCUCACUACGGCCGAGUUGCCACAUUUGCAGGAGAUAGCUCCAUCCAUCGGGGCCGUCGAAUGGCCUCGCAAAUGUGGUCAAAAUACAAUACACCGGUAUACUCCUACCUCUUCGACCAGUGGCCGAUUGGAGGGCUCCCUGAUACAACAGGGACCACGCACUUUACCGAAGUCCCACUGAUCCACGACAACGAGCUUGGGAAUGGCUUUGAGGCACCAUGGUAUCCGGCCGGCAGCGAGUUUGCAGGCAUGGACCAGGACUUUUACUCCCUUGCCCGACUUAUGAGCCGCAUGUGGAUUGCCUUUGUGCAUGAUCUCGACCCGAACGAGCACGGCGUCAGUGAGUACAACGGCCAUCCAAUCCCUAAGUGGACUCCAUACGCAGACAGUGCCAGGGAUGCGUUGGAUGGCUAUGGUGUUAAUCUGCGUUUCCUCUCGACUCUCGCAGGACUGGCAGAGCUUGAGCCAGACACCUGGCGUGCGGAGGCGAUCCAGUAUCUGAACGAGAAUUCAUACGCGCUGUUUGGUGUUUAG